Pygocentrus nattereri (red-bellied piranha) is the source of this 2977-nucleotide messenger RNA. RefSeq names its product guanine nucleotide binding protein (G protein), alpha 14a (gene gna14a). The transcript is spliced from 7 exons. The record is from RefSeq and is a predicted model, not a curated record. Gene Ontology annotation, cellular component: heterotrimeric G-protein complex. NCBI's taxonomy places the organism in Eukaryota, Metazoa, Chordata, Actinopteri, Characiformes, Serrasalmidae. The coding region runs from base 286 to 1353 and encodes 355 amino acids. Gene Ontology annotation, biological process: adenylate cyclase-modulating G protein-coupled receptor signaling pathway; action potential; phospholipase C-activating dopamine receptor signaling pathway. Gene Ontology annotation, molecular function: GTPase activity; guanyl nucleotide binding; GTPase activator activity.
UGUUCUGUAAAAGCGGGACGGGACAGAAAACCAGCAGAAACAGUUCGGAAACACCACUUAGGAUGUUAGAAAACACGAGUUUUCUCACAGUUAGGACAGUUACUCGUCAUUUAAACUGAAAAAAGUAAGUUCAUGACAGGCGGGACUCCCCUGUGAGGAGCUUAUAGCUACAUGACUUCGUAGCUCGGUGAGGGAAACGACCGUUAGCCAACGUACUUUUAAAGUAGAGUCCGUGAGACUGCUUACAACGAAGACCGAGACCAGGGUUCAGAGGACUGGGCGACCAUGGCUGGGUGCUGUUGUAUGUCGGCUGAGGAGAAAGAGUGUCAGAGGAUUAAUCAAGAGAUAGACAAGCAGCUUCGGCGAGACAAGAAAGACUCUCGAAGAGAGCUGAAGUUGCUGUUGUUGGGCACAGGGGAGAGUGGGAAGAGCACCUUUAUCAAACAGAUGCGCAUCAUUCAUGGCUCUGGCUACACUACAGAGGACAGAAAAAGCUUCACGAAGCUGGUGUACCAGAACAUUGUUACCGCCAUGCAGUCCAUGAUCAGAGCUAUGGAGAUGCUGAAGAUAGCGUUCUCUAAUUCCAAGAACCAGGCUCAUGCUAAUUUGUUGAAUGAGUUGGAAGUUGAUAAGGUGAUGGAGUUGGACAAAAACUAUGUGGAGGCCAUCCGCAGUCUGUGGAGCGAUCAAGGAAUUCAGGAAUGUUACGAUCGCCGCCGAGAAUAUCAACUAUCUGACUCUGCCAAAUAUUACCUGAGUGACCUGGAGCGGAUUGCAGAUCCAGUGUAUGUACCCACUGAACAGGACAUCCUUAGGGUACGAGUCCCCACCACAGGCAUCAUUGAAUACCCGUUCGACCUGGAAAAUGUCAUUUUCAGGAUGGUGGAUGUAGGAGGUCAGAGGUCAGAGCGCAGAAAGUGGAUCCACUGCUUCGAGAACGUGACUUCCAUCAUCUUCUUGGUGGCGCUGAGCGAGUAUGACCAAGUCCUUGCAGAGUGUGACAAUGAGAACCGUAUGGAGGAGAGUAAAGCUCUUUUCAAGACCAUCAUCACAUACCCAUGGUUCCAACAGUCCUCGGUCAUUCUCUUCCUGAAUAAGACUGAUAUUCUAGCGGAGAAGAUCACCUAUUCCCACCUCGUCAACUACUUUCCAGAGUUUACAGGUCCUCAGAAUGAUGCCAAAGCAGCACAGGAAUUUAUUUUGAAGAUGUACCAAGAGCAGAACCCAGACCGAGAGAAGACCAUCUACUCCCACUUCACCUGUGCUACCGACACAGAGAACAUCCGCUUCGUCUUUGCUGCAGUGAAGGACACCAUCCUCAGACACAACUUGAAAGAGUUCAAUCUAGUCUAAACCAGGUUUGAACUUCCACUCUGGAACUCUGUUUUAAUCCCUUCCUCUGACCAAGCAGAGCUAUUACAUUUUCUUUCAUUCUCUCAGUGGCUGGCUAAAAUCUUUAGAAGCAUCUAUGGGAGAGAUUCCAGGGCUGAAUCUGGACUUAGCCAGCAAGAGAGGCCUGGUAAAGAUCUGAGUUCACAUUUCACUGUGGCCUGAGUGUGAACAAGCGUUCUCUUUUUGGGUCCUUGUUUGAUCCUAUAACAGACUAGAUAAUACAGAAAUAGUCUAUUUGUUUUCUCUGGAUGUAGUGGUGAUUAGGAAAAGCAGGGGGUAUGAUAUGUUCAGAAAUGUAUUCCCUGUCCCUCACAAAUGGUACUUGUGAUAAAUUGCUAAGGUGGUUGAUCAAAACUGAAAAGAAAGAAAAAAAAAAAGAAGAAAAAAAAAAUCAAUCCUGACACUUUUUGAUAGACUGAUGGGCAAAAUAAGGGCAAAGUUUACAUUUAUAAUAAUCUGAAUGUACAAAUUAACUUUAUAGUUACAACAUGCUCUUGAUGUGCCUUAACUAAGUUGCACUGAACUGAAUUUCAAGCAGCCAUAUAUAGAACCUUAUCUGCUAUUUAUAUUAGACAUUUAGUCUAAAUGAUAAUGCAAGUUUCUUUAAAUUAGUACUGGAAGGUUUUGAAUGGUUUUAGCUUUAUAAUGGAGCCAAAGAUAAUCUAGGAAGUUAAAAUGCCUAUGAACUAUACACCGGAGGGAAAAUGAGUUACUUUUGUUGAAAAUGAACCAAAAUUGGUCUUAUUGGAAAUACAAAACCAUAUUUAUUACCUACAUUUAGAAAAUAGUAAUUUCUUGUGGUUUAUAAAGUUAUGUAUAAAUAAUGUAUUGUGUGAUUAUAUUUGCUUACACAAACUCUGAGCAGAUUUAAAAUUACUUCUCUGUAUUUAAACUGAAUGAUAUAUCUAGAUUCAAUAAAAACCUAGUGGCCUUAAACUGUACUGGUACUUAAACUGGUUACUGUACUAACCAAACAACAUUCAUCAAAAUACAUUUAUUCAGUAUGCAUACUCAGUUAAAAAUGACAGGAAAACACUGAAAUUAUAUCCAGUGGUUUUGUUUUGCCUUAUUACCAGUGCAAUAACUGACAAAUAUUUCAGAAAACAAUUGAUUAGCUCCACUGAAAGGAUAAUUAUUAUUGCAUAUUUGUCAUCCCUUAUGUAUAAUUUGUUAAAGGUACAGUAUAUCAGUACAAGCUGCAUAGAAAGGCUGAGAAUAAAAUCAACAGUAAGUACCAAAGCCACUAAAUAUUUACAGUACAAUACUGUUGAGAAGAUGUAAACAGUGUAAUUUAUACACACAAUGGCCAACAGAAAUGUUUUCAUGCAAAAGCAACAAGUACAAAAAUAUUCAUGUAAUGUCCCAUCAAACCGAGCUGUUUUCAGACAUUCUUGGUCAAGCUAAACUUCUUACUUAUGUUCCCCGUUAAUACAUACAUACAUACAUACAUACAUACAUUGGUCUUUAUCUUCUCCACAAAUAAAAUCUGAACGGCUUUGUGUGGGGAUGCCCUGAAAGGAGCAAGAAGUAGUGUUUUGUAAUACAUUGAUGAAACUGUAUGAUGAAUAAAUAUUACUUGGCUGUA